CCCACCCCCCCAAAAAAAAUUUGGGCAAAAAAGUCCCUGGUUUGAUAGCUCACUUUUUGGCUAGAAGAAGUGAACUCAGCAUGGGCUAUAAUUCACAGUCAAGCAGAGCAAAGAAGAAGUCUGUUUGUUUUGAUCUAUAUAUAUGAAAUUUAGCCAACAAUGUUGCAAGAUUUAUGAAGAUUUAUAAUAUUUUUAUUGUUCAGAUUUAAGGGGGCACGGUGGCUUAGUGGUUAGCAGGUUUGUCUCGCACCUCCGGGGUUGGGGGCUCGAAUCCUGCCUCUGCCAUGUGUGUGCGGAGCUUAAAUCUUCUCCCUGUGCUUCAGGGGGUUUUCUCUGGGUACUCCGGUUUCCUCCCAGAUUCCAAAGACUGAUUGGCAUUUCCAAAUUGUCCGUAGUAUGCGAAUGUGUGUACGAUUCUGCCAUGCGACGGGUUGGCACCCAAUCCAGGGUGUCCCCCACCUUGUGCCCCAAGUUCCCUGUGAUAGGCUCCAGGCUCCCCACGACUCUGAGUAGGAUAAGCAGUAAAGAAAAUGGAUGGAUGUCCGGAUUUAGAAGUUAAAAUGAUUAAUACCCAAUAACAUGUGUUCAAACAACUCAUGACAUUCUUGCUGCAUUGAAAUGUGGCCCAAAUCAAAUUUUUGACACUGUGCACAGCAAAUCCACAUGCAAUUUUGCAUUUUCAAUUCUGAUAUACAGCAUUGAAAUUUGAGGCAUUGGAAUCUGAUACACACCCGAUACGUGGCAGCUAGCCUGCAGUUUAAAGGCAUAUCAGAAUCCGAUUUUGGCGUAAUUUUAACUUUUUUGUUGUUGUUGUUUUUUUGUUUUUGUUUUUUUUACAGAAAGUCACUGACAGAGGUAUUUCAAAGUUGGCGUUCCAACACAUCCACGCUACAGUUUGGCAUCCAAAUAGGUCCUUUCAAAGUAGCCACUAUGACUACGCAGAAAACCAUCAUUAAAAUCUUGUCACUGAUUCACCUCUUUGCUCUCGUAGUGAUUUGUUCUGCAUUCGCAGUUGGCUUGCACUGCAGAUUAGCUGAGGGUGAAAAACAACUGUAGGUUGCCGAUGUUGCUUUUUUUCCUUUCUGUUUACAUGUUUACUCUAGAGUGUCGGGCUAAGUCAGAUUAGUGUAAUGAAACCCAUGUUAACAAAAGAACUGGAUCCGUAUAAUAAAUGGAAAUGAAACACAUUAGCCUUGCAGAUGAUUGCUGUCGCAAAUGGAUUUUUAGUGCGUUUAACUGCAUCUGCACCGCUGGGGUGUGACGUCAGAGAGCGGCUUAUAUUAAACUGUGUGAAGCCGCUCUAAAACACACCCACUCAUUCCCCCUCCUCUACCUGAAUACACACACACACACACACACACACACACACUCUCUCUUUCUCUCUCUCUCUUUAACACACAAAGCGCGCGCCAUCAUCUACAUUUGCUGUUCUCCAGAAUCAGGAACAGUACGAAUUGGCCGCGGGUGCGAGACAGUAUACAGCACGCAUCAGAGACCAGUUACUUCCGCUGUCCUUUUAGCUGGACUGGAUUUGUGUCCAUGGAUCGGUCGCAGGGUAUGGUGGUGGUGGUGGUGGUGGUGGUUGGGUGGAUCUGAAGCGUUCCUGCCGAUCUUAGCCGACAUGCACCGGGUCUCUGCCGUCUCCGGCCCGGCUUUAUCAUGCUGUUCAGACUCUUUGCGAGGAGAAUGCGCUGGCUGGGAUGCUAUCGGCUGGGACCCAAGUGGAAAGCGCUCCUGGUGUUUGUGGUCAUCGCCUUUGCAGGCCAACUCCUGGGGGUCCUCUUCAAUAAAAGUUGGGUGCAGCCGGAGCGGCCUCGGUCUCUGUUCUCUCUUUCGGAGACAGGUCAGGGGCCUCCUCUUGGCUCUUGCAGGCCCCAAACACACAUCAUGUUCCUGAAGACCCACAAGACAGCCAGCAGCACCGUUCUCAACAUGCUCUACCGCUUCGGUGAGGAGCAGGGCCUGCUUUUCGCCCUCCCAAUGGGCUACCAGUUUGGCUAUCCUCUCCCCUUCAUAGCCCAGAGGGUCAAAGGGUACAGGGGUCCCCAUGUAGCCAAGUUUGACAUCAUGGGGAACCACAUGCGCUUUUACAAGCCAGAGGUGGAGAAAGUCAUGCCUGCAAAUACUUUCUAUUUCUCCAUUUUACGAGACCCUGUGGCAUUAGCGGAGUCCUCCUAUGCCUAUUACAAAAAUGUUGCCCCUGCCUUCCGGCGUUCAAAGGGACUAGGCGACUUUGCAGAUAACCCGAACAAAUACUAUGACCCCCGGCUGCGCAACAACCACUAUGCUCGCAAUCUGCUGUGGUUUGACUUUGGCCUUGAUCACAAUGCUAACUACUCCUUGGCUCUUGCAAAACGCGGUGAAGCAGCGGUACGACGCAACUUUAAACUUAUCCUUUUGUCUGAGUACUUUGACCAGUCCAUGGUGCUGCUCCGACAUGCUCUUUGCUGGCCUCUGGAUGCUGUUGUAUCCUUUAACCUGAAUGCCAGACAGCAGAUAUCCAAGAGUAGGUCAGGCUGGGUGGGAAAUGCCGGUGCUCCAGCAUCUUUAGCACUGACAGAAGAGCAGCGUCAGAAGCUGCGUGAGUGGAACGCCUUGGACUGGCACCUGUACCAAGCCUUUAACAGCACUUUCUGGUACGAGGUGGAGAGAUUUGGACGAGUGAGGAUGGACACUGAGGUGAACUUACUGAGGAGUAGACGUGAGGUUCUGGCCCGUGUAUGUCUGCGUGAUGGAGGCCGGCCGGUUGAAGCUAGCCGCAUUCGGGACAGGGCCAUCCGUCCCUUCCAGAGUGGCCUGGUGAAGAUUUUGGGGUACGAGUUGCAGCUGGGUCUGGACAAUGCCACGAGGCAAGCCUGUCUGCGUAUGAUUAGGCCAGAGAUCCAAUACAAGGAUCUGUUGGAUCUCCGACAGUUUCCGCGUGCCCAGCAACUUCCAGGAGCAGCAGUGGCUGCAGGUGGGCUCGCUGUUAAGAAGGAUUCGUCACAUCAUAGGACUGGACAUCAUGCCGGAGAGUCAUUAGAGAGAGAUUGGGAUGGAACCAUACUGGUCCGUAAUCAAUCCCAAGAACAAGUGGACAUGGGGAAACUGAGAUAGUGAGUGAAAUAGCCACAGUUUUUUCCUGAUUUAUGGCUCCACUGGGCCUGUGCACUGGACUACUCAGAGCCGGAGUUAGAUCCUGACCUGUAAGACUUGCUCAGCUUCUAAACUUCUCUUCAUCCUGCCCUUUUUAGGUAUCAUGCAUUAAAUCAUGCGAUUUGGAUGUCAGUGUGUAAAGAGCACUGUAUUGAGGUAUGCAGUGGUACAAAUACAAUGCAAAUGGCCUCAGUAUACAGCAGUGGGAAUGAUGCAUGCUGGGUGAAGUGUGAUGCAGCUUGUUUACAUCAUGGUGCAUGGUGUCGGAUUCUUUUGCUGCUUUCCUUGAGCUGAGAUGGUACGAAAGCAUUUAGAAUGCUAUCCAUUGUCUCUCACUCCCACAAACACACUUUACAUUUCAUUUCACACUCCGUCCCACUCACUGACAAUUGUGGCAUUGAGCCACAUAGCACUUUUCAGAUUGAC
Molecule: messenger RNA, 3561 nt
Organism: Ictalurus furcatus (blue catfish)
Lineage: Eukaryota; Metazoa; Chordata; Actinopteri; Siluriformes; Ictaluridae
Gene: gal3st4
Product: galactose-3-O-sulfotransferase 4
Exons: 4
Coding region: 1660-3096 (478 amino acids)
Biological process (GO): glycolipid biosynthetic process
Cellular component (GO): membrane
Molecular function (GO): galactosylceramide sulfotransferase activity
Source: RefSeq, a predicted model, not a curated record